AUGAAACUUGCCAUUUAUCAGGUUGUCAAUAAGGAAUCGCCAGCAGGUGGGAAGCAAGAGCAGUCAGUCGUUGAAGAUGAAACGCCAUCACAUGUUGUUGAGCAUGUUGUUAAAACCGUUGUCAAACGAAGACGAGCCCUGCUAGGGAUCUUCACAAUUUUAGAAAAGCAGCAUGAAGUGAAGGAUGUGGGAACAUCAACAAGAAAGAAACGUGUCGAAAAAAGUGUCAGCUCACGGGAUCAGCCAACGCUGAGGACAAAUAGCAGUUCUGAGGUACACAAUUUUAGUACUUUUGGAAACUUCAAGAGCGAAAAACCCGAUGACACAAUUAUCAGACAGCGUAAAAUUAUAGAGAAACUGGAAAAAGAACUGAAGGGCUGUGCACUGCAAGAUCCCCACAGCCUUCCGGUUCGUGUGGCUGACGACCGAGCGCUUGCGUUUGAAAGGAGAGACGGUUUCAGCUAUCACUUCGUGCUUGUUGAUUGGAAGAAAGAUGACCAGGGGAUGGCGCAACAGCAUCUUCACUUGGCUUUCAAGCAGAGUAACGCGAGUAUCUACGUUUACGAUCAUGGCCCAUCCUCCGGCAAACAUUUUGCUGUCGGCGAUCGUAUUGUCGAUAUCGACGGAAAAUUAUUCAGUAAAGCGGUGGAUGUGCGCGACCAAAUCCUGUGGUCUCGCCACAACAAAGUUAGCAGCUGCACAUUUUUUCGAGGCUGUUUUCAGGCAUGCAAUAGUUCAAAAGACCAAGGUAUAAAACCAAAAUCCGCUGUAUUUCACUUUCCUUGA
Molecule: messenger RNA, 786 nt
Organism: Gongylonema pulchrum
Lineage: Eukaryota; Metazoa; Nematoda; Chromadorea; Rhabditida; Gongylonematidae
Source: the annotation of a GenBank genome assembly